AUGCGUCCCUCCUUAGCUCUGCUUUCCCUCGCUCCUGUAGCCCUUGCGGCUCGUCCGUUUCUCAAUGAGGCUGACACGGGAAUCGACGCCGUCCUCAGCGACACCCCCGAAGGCACCCUCCCAGACCUCGACGACAUGCUCGGCCUCCCGGACUUCGAAUGGGCCGCGCGCCACUACCUCAACGACUCCUCCUACACGUACUACCGCAACGGCGCCGCGGGCGAAUGGUCCUACCGCAACAACCUCGAGGUCUUCGGCCGCUACCGUCUGCGCCCGCGCGUGAUGCGCGACAUCACAAACGUCGAGUCGACCCUCCCCACCUCCAUCCUCGGCUACAACUUCUCGGCACCAUUCUACAUCAGCCCCUGCGCGCGCGCCGCGCUCGGACACCCCGAUGCCGAGGUGAACUUCAUCAAGGCGGCGUAUGAGGAGGAUAUCCUGUAUAUCCCCUCGCUGUACGCGAGCCUGUCCAUGGACGAGAUUGCCGCUGCGAAGCCCGCGAAUGGGUCGCAGGUCAUCUUCCAGCAGGUGUACCUAACCAGCAACGACACCGCGACGCAGGCGAUCCUCGACCAGGCCGAGGCGCUGGGCUCCAAGGCCAUCGUAUUCACGAUCGACGGGCCCGCCGGCGGAAACAGGCACCGCGCGAACAGAUACGGCGUUGGCUCCGCAAACACCGAUUACUCCCUGUGGACCUGGGCGUACUACAACAAGCUGCGCAAUAUGACUUCCCUGCCCAUUAUCAUCAAGGGCAUCCAGACCGUCGAAGACGUCAAAAUCGCGAUCGAGGAAAAGGUCCCCGCAAUCAUCCUCUCGAACCAUGGCGGCCGCCAGCUCGACUCGUCGCCUUCGUCGCUGGAGACGGCGCUCGAGGUCUAUGAGGAGGAUCCGGAUCUGUUUAACCAGAUUGAGAUCUGGGCUGAUGGUGGGGUGCGGUAUGGGGUUGAUGCGCUGAAGUUGCUUGCGCUUGGCGUCAAGGCCGUUGGGUUGGGGAGGCCGUUUAUGUACGCGAAUUCGUUUGGGGUUGAGGGGGUCAAGAAGGCGAUUCAGCUGCUCAAGCAUGAGAUUGCCAUUGAUGCGGGGAACUUGGGUGUGGCUGAUUUGAAAAAGAUUGAUGCUUCCUAUGUGAAAUGGACCAACAAUGGGUGGUUCAGCUAG
Molecule: messenger RNA, 1158 nt
Organism: Aspergillus calidoustus
Lineage: Eukaryota; Fungi; Ascomycota; Eurotiomycetes; Eurotiales; Aspergillaceae
Source: the annotation of a GenBank genome assembly